AACGAAGAGAUUUCAAUACUCCAUAUAAACGCAUAGUCCCACGGUCAAACUGCACUGGUGGAGAUAUACCAUUGCAAUUGAAUUGAACUUAAGCAGCGACAGAAUUCUAGCCAACGACCUAGUUUCUUCAUUGAUAAAUUCACCUUCAUAUUUGCACAACUAGCUCGGUAAAAUAGCUGGUUUCCAAAUAAUUUGCCGCAACCCUAAAGUGGUUCCCUUCUGAGCUCAUCAAAAUUCACAGAAUAUAUUCGAUCAACGCAUACAAAAACAAAAGCAACUACAACACAUACUGAGGUUAUUAUUCGCGCCGUGACACAAGCAUGGACUCGCAUAACGAGAAAAGUGGUGGACCCCCUGUUGACCAGUUCAAUUCUGUAACAGGGUACCCCCCGCAAGCACCAGGCUAUUACUCCCAACAACAACAGCACCAAGGAGGAGACUACCAACAACCACCGCCAUACCCCUCACAUCCGGGCGGCGAUGGUCAUCAGCAGUACCCGGGCCAGCAGCCUCAGGGGUACGCUUACACGUACCAGCCAUCAGGGGUAGCACAACCCCCUCCCCCACCCCAACCAACCCAGUACCCGCAGCAAAACUACGGCAACAACUUUCAAGGAAACCAAGGACCCCCUCCUCAGCAACAGGGAGGAUAUCCCCCACAACCACCUGUGGUUGUGCCUGUGAUUCAGCCUCAACUGGGCCACAAGAGUUCGGUAAUCAGGUGUCCCCACUGUAGUGCACAAGUGUCCACUACUACAGAGUACAGUGUGGGAAGCGGCACCUGGCUGGCAUGUCUGGCCAUAUUCGGAAUCGGAUUCCUCUUCACCGUCAUACUCGUCAUUGGAUGCUUCUUGUUCUUCGUGUGUUGGGUUCCGUGCGUGGUGGACGAGUGCAAAGACGUCACCCACUCGUGUCCCAACUGCAAAAAAGUCAUCGCCAGAAAAGGACCCAGCUACUGCAGGUGAAGAGAAAGAAGGGCCAAAAGAGAGCAUCAAAUAUCUAUUCACAAUAAGGAAGCAGAGAGAUGAACUUAAUUAAUUCUUGAAACUGUACAGACAGAUGGCACCAUUCUAUGAGUUCCUUACCCUACCCAAUAUCAAAGUGAUACUUCUUGAGUUUAAAUGAUUAAGAGAAAAAAAUUGAUGCAGCAUAUUUUAUUCAUGUUCA
Messenger RNA from Symsagittifera roscoffensis, 1167 nucleotides. RefSeq names its product cell death-inducing p53-target protein 1 homolog. The record is from RefSeq and is a predicted model, not a curated record. NCBI's taxonomy places the organism in Eukaryota, Metazoa, Xenacoelomorpha, Acoela, Convolutidae. Gene Ontology annotation, molecular function: zinc ion binding. The coding region runs from base 321 to 965 and encodes 214 amino acids. The transcript is spliced from 6 exons.